AUGAGGGUAACCCUGGGCCAGAUAAUCAUGAGGGUAACCCUGGGCCAGAUAAUCAUGAGGGUAACACUGGGCCAGAUAAUCAUGAGGGUAACACUGGGCCAGAAAAUCAUGAGGGUAACACUGGGCCAGAAAAUCAUGAGGGUAACACUGGGCCAGAUAAUCAUGAGGGUAACACUGGGCCAGAUAAUCAUGAGGGUAACCCUGGGCCAGAUAAUCAUGAGGGUAACACUGGGCCAGAUAAUCAUGAGGGUAACACUGGGCCAGAAAAUCAUGAGGGUAACACUGGGCCAGAUAAUCAUGAGGGUAACACUGGGCCAGAUAAUCAUGAGGGUAACACUGGGCCAGAUAAUCAUGAGGGUAACACUGGGCCAGAUAAUCAUGAGGGUAACACUGGGCCAGAUAAUCAUGAGGGGUAACACUGGGCCAGAUAAUCAUGAGGGUAACACUGGGCCAGAAAAUCAUGAGGGGUAACACUGGGCCAGAUAAUCAUGAGGGUAACAUGGGCCAGAUAAUCAUGAGGGUUAACACUGGGCAGAUAAUCAUGAGGGGUAACACUGGGCCAGUAAUCAUGAGGGUAACACUGGGCCAGAUAAUCAUGAGGGUAACACUGGGCCAGAUAAUCAUGAGGGUAACCACUGGGCCAGAUAAUCAUGAGGGUAACACUGGGCCAGAUAAUCAUGAGGGUAACACUGGGCCAGAAAAUCAUGAGGGUAACACUGGGCCAGAUAAUCAUGAGGGUAACACUGGGCCAGAAAAUCAUGAGGGUAACACUGGGCCAGAAAUCAUGAGGGUAACCUGGGCCAGAUAA
Messenger RNA from Coregonus sp. 'balchen', 808 nucleotides. The record is from the annotation of a GenBank genome assembly. NCBI's taxonomy places the organism in Eukaryota, Metazoa, Chordata, Actinopteri, Salmoniformes, Salmonidae.